Messenger RNA from Scheffersomyces coipomensis, 940 nucleotides. RefSeq lists its product as uncharacterized. The transcript has a single exon. The coding region runs from base 219 to 881 and encodes 220 amino acids. The record is from RefSeq and is a predicted model, not a curated record. Lineage: Eukaryota; Fungi; Ascomycota; Pichiomycetes; Serinales; Debaryomycetaceae.
GCUUACGCUAACACAUACCGUAUUAGGAUAAAUUAUGUGUCAACCGCUAAAUAUAUCUCUUAUCAAAUUUUUUAAUUUUUGAUCCUGUCUCCACGCCUGAAUUGAAUAUUGUUAUUAUCAUUGUGGGUGUAUAUAACUAAGUAUAGAUAACUUUAAAUCAGCCGUUUAAGAGACAUAGGGGGAUUAUUAACCGAAAUAUCUGAUAUACCACUAGCACAAUGUAUAUUCCAACUAAAUAUUUAGAAGAAGAUUGGGAAGAAGUAGCAUAUCUUAUUAAAAAUUAUCCAUUAGCCACAGUAGUUACUUCAUUUGGUGAUGAAGGGAUUAUAGCUAAUCAUUUCCCAUUCUUCUUUAAAGAAGAUAAAGAAACCGGUAAGAAGUAUCUUAUUGCUCAUAUUGCUAAAGCCAAUCAUCAAAUUCCAUCCUUAAAAGAAAAUGAUGAUGUUUUAAUCAUUUUUCAAUCUCAUAAUACUUAUAUUUCACCAAAUUAUUAUCCAACUAAACAAGAGACUCAUAAGUUUGUCCCAACUUGGGAUUUCGCUAGUGUUCAUAUUAAGGGUAAAUCAAAGUUACUUGAUGAUUUUGAUUUUGUUAGAAGUCAAAUUAGUGCUUUAACAGAUCAACAAGAAGCUGAUAGAGAUGAUCCAUGGAAAGUUACUGAUGCUCCAGAAGGUUAUUUAAAAGUUAUGCAAAAGGCAAUCAUUGGUUUAGAAAUUGAAAUUGAAAGUUUCCAAUGUAAAUAUAAGUUUGAACAAGGUAUGAAAAGAAAAGAAGUUGAUGGAGUUAUUAAAGGUCUUGCUGAUGAUAAUUUACCUGAAGUUUCAAAUUUAACUGUAACUGCCAAUGCUAGAGCUGAAAUUAAAAAUGCCGAGAAGCAAUAAUGAAAGCUAUAAUAUUAAUAAUUAUUCUAGAAUACACUUUUUUUUUAUAUAUAAAUAGA